Messenger RNA from Ornithodoros turicata, 2427 nucleotides. RefSeq lists its product as uncharacterized. The record is from RefSeq and is a predicted model, not a curated record. Bases 423 to 2141 code for a protein of 572 amino acids. Lineage: Eukaryota; Metazoa; Arthropoda; Arachnida; Ixodida; Argasidae. The transcript is spliced from 18 exons.
UGCGUUGCAAUAUUUUCUCCGAAUCUGUUAGAAUAUUCUCUGGAACAGCGUUUUUGAAACUACGUGUAAUUGGGAGCGCACUUUUGGUUAUGUCCCGGUUAGAACCUCAGGCUGGCUAGCCUUUCAUCCUUUUAUGUUUGAGCCCCGUAAAAGCUUAGGAUUUGUCAUUUCCGCAUAGAUCACCAAGAAUUUUCUGGCUCUCACGGUGUAACGAAGUGGCCGUUUGAUAUGUUUCUCCUGUCCUGCCAACAAGUAUGGCUACGACUCUAUCCGCAAGAGACAGUAACUUGUUUGUCCCGAGGGUGCCAUACCGAACUGGCAGCUGCAGGAGCAGUCCAUGGACUCGAGGGUUUUCGUUACGUCAUCACCUAUGACUGUCUUCAAAGCAUUGAUGGCCGUUUGAAAGGAGAGCUGCGGAGGAGAUGGCUGACAUGUUGUUUGCUGACUUUUGGCAAUGGAGGUUGAAAGACAGUCCAGAGUUGGCAACCAUGAUGGGAGAGCACAAGUACGACCACCUUCUGGAGUCCUACACCCUCGACUCCUAUGAUAAAAGGAGGCAUGUAGUUGAAGAGUUCCUAAAGCGUGGGAGGGAGCUGCUUCCAAAAGUGAAGGACAAGUGGUCCUUGUGCAGUCUCCACAUAUUUAUCGAUGCUUUGGAAGGGUACCUGCGAGGACUCGACAAUAAAGCGCACCUAUAUCCCAUUAGCUUCCUGGAAGGAGUUCAUGUUGACCUCCUUCAGACUGUUGACUACAUGGUAUUUAAUACGCCUCAUGACUACAGAAAGUUAGUCUCGAGGUAUUCAAAAGUUCCUGAACAGGCUGAUGGCAUCAUUGAACUAAUGAGGGAAGGCAUCAGGCAGAAACGCACUAUGCAUGCAGCAUCAAUGAAAAGUGUGGUCGAAAGGUUUGAAGCACUACAGGGUCCUGCGGAGAAGUCUUCAUUUUAUGCACCCUUCCUGAAAUUUCCUGACAGCAUACCCCAGCCUGUGAGGGAUGAACUACAGAAGCAAGGCAGAGAUGUGAUUGAAAAAGAACUCCUUCCAGCAUUUCAAAAGCUUGGUAGCUUUAUGAAAGAGGAAUACAUGAAAAACUUGCGACCUGAUAUUGCUGCAUCUUCACUUCCUGGAGGCAAAGAAUAUUACGCUGCAUGCUUGCUUUAUCACCUUGGAACUCCACUCAAUGCAGAACAAGUGCACCAGAUGGGGUUGGCAGAAGUCAGUCGAAUAUCGGACAGCAUUCAGCAAAUAGUUCAGGAACUUGGCCUUAAGAUGAGCAACAAGGAGUUUAUGGAAAUGCUGCGCAAGGACAAACCAUUCAACCACAACUCUGGCGAAGACAUCUUGAAAGACUACGAUCGGCUUCUCAAUGAAGUUAUUAACCCAAAGUUGACAACAAUCUUCAAGAAUCUUCCAAAGUCAGUGUCAAAGCUAAGGUUGCAGUUGAUGGAUGCAUCACGAGGAGGGGGCCCUGCUGCCAUGUACAUUCAAGGCACUCCAGACUUCUCGCGCCCGGGAAUAUUCUACAUCAAUGGAGUUGAUGUAGCACGAUCCCCAAAGUACAUCAUUCCAGCACUAGCUCUUCAUGAAGGAAACCCUGGACAUCACUUGCAGGGAUCUUAUGCCUUGGAGCUUCCUGGCAUGCCAGCCUUUCGUAGCCAACUAGAUGAUAGACGAUACAACGACGGGCCAGCCCAUUUUCCAAUGCACACUGCAUUCAUCGAGGGCUGGGCUCUCUACAGUGAAUACCUUGGUCACGAGCUUGGUGUUUACAAGGAUGCAUACGAGAGGUUUGGUCACCUGUCUCAAGAAACUUUGCGUGCCUGUCGUUUAGUGGUGGACACUGGAAUGCAUGCACUUGGUUGGUCACGAGAAAAGGCCAUUAAUUUUCUCCUCGAGCACAUAGCUUCAAAUAUGGCAGAAGUGGAAAGCGAGAUUGACAGAUAUAUCACGUGGCCUGGACAGGCCUGUGCAUACAAGGUUGGUGAACUUAAGAUUCAGGAGUUGAGACAGAAAGCACAGAAUAGUCUAGGAAAUAAGUUUGAUAUUCGAGACUUCCACCAAGUUCUUAUGGCUAACCCUGGCCCACUGACGUUUGUGGAAAAGGAAGUGGAUGAAUACAUCCAGGCAGCUCUGCAGAAAUAAAGACGUCAUUCCUUAUUUGGGAGCCAUAUUCAGGUGCUAGGUGCGGUUUUGGAACAAAUACACUUAUAUUGACCAGUUCGCUGCAUUGAGUAUAAUGUUGAGAAAUUGAGCUCCUUUGUGAUACCUUAGCUGAGACAGUGAAUUGGUGCAGAAACAGAAGUGAAGCUAAAGUGCUUCUCUCUGACAUCUUCAGUGGGAUCAAGUAGGAGUGUGUUUAGUGCCUACAACUGAAAGUUGACUUUCCUGAAUUGAUAAUUUGAUAUACAAUAAAAAAUUACUCAUCUUA